CUAAUAGCACCCUUUUUAAUGGACCGCACCUCUAAGGUGCGUUCCCUAUUUCUGGACCAAAAUCGCAUUUUGGCCGAGAUGCGGUUUUGGCCUGACCUAUUAAAACCGCAUCAUGAAGGUGCGGUUUGUUUCUCCCAAACAAAACCGCACCAUCAUGGUGCGAUUUUGCCAUACAAACCGCACCUUGGAGGUGCGGUUUUGGUCAAUCAAUUUCCGACAUACCAUGCAGACGUAACAGACCUGGGUCUGCAUGGACGUGCAUGGUCAGACGAACGUUAACUCGGUUUUCAUCAGUCAUUUUGCCUAUAAAAGGCCUCCCGGACAACCACUUCUCUUCACACCUCUCCUUCUCCCUUUUCAAUUUUCUGUUGUAGCUCUAUAUUUCUUUAGUAGUUUUGCGAUUAACGUUAACUCGUAAGUUUAUUUAGUAUUACUUUUUAUUGUUAUUUUUUAUUUUUGAUUUUUAUGAUAUUAACUGAACUACGGUUUUAUCGCAGAUGGCAUUCCAAAAGUUCACGCUUGGCUUACGGUGGAAUGGUUACACGGAAGAGACCGGAAAGGGGGUCACUUACGUAGGUGGCAAUUUUCAGAAGAUAAAGGUCGCUACCAGACCGCUGCUUGAAGACCUCUGUCAAAUGUGCACUAACGUUACUUGCAUGGAUGGCACGAGAAGAGUUGAUCGUAUGGUGUAUCGAUAUCCAAACAGAGAAAGUGGGUCAUUGUGGCAUGAGGAAUAUCUCAUAACCACUCAGGAUGAAGUAGAUGACAUGCUCGAAUUCAUGAGGUCCAACAAUCUUUCCAAAGCCGAGAUUUUCGUUUACACCGAGUCGGUCGUAGGCGUUGGAGGUCAUUCUGGACACGGUCAAACAUCUGGUAUCCAUGGUGGAGGUGAAUUAUAUGGCGAUCAUCCCUACCAAAGUUACCAUGAUCCUCAUUCAUAUUUUCAGUACCAAGAGCAAGGUGAAGGUCAUCAUCAAUCUUUCCCUUCAUAUGAAGAAGAAGUUCAACCGGACCUCCCCAACCAACCUCAGCACAACUUCCACUCAGGCAGCGGUAGUUUUCACAACUACCAUUAUGGAGCUGAUGAAGGUGCCUUUCAUGAGCUGGAUCAGAUGGAGGAUUCCCUGCCAGCACCAGUCAGUGACCCCUCCGAUGAAGAAGGAGAGAACAACGUUAGUGCAGACAGCUUCGACCCUCUUGAAGGUGCUGAUGAUUCAGGACCAGAGUCAGACUCAGCUAAUGAUGAUGAGGUGGUUCGUGACCGUGUACCAGUCCCCUACUACAAUCACAUUCCAGACGAAAAUUGGAUGGUCGACAGCGACAUGGAGCCGCCAGAGGUCCCAAUAUGGGGUCCACUCACUGGGUUUAUGAAGGGCCAACAAUUUGGCUCGAAGAAGGAGGUGCGGCACGCCAUUGAGACAGAAGCAAUGACUCGGCAUUUUGAAUGGCACACAACUCAUUCCAACACUAAAAGGCUCAUAGUCUCAUCACUAGGGGUGCAAUGUUAGGAUUCGGGCCAUCAACAGCAACAGACACGGCCACUGGGUCAUAUCCCGUGCGGUGAACACACACACAUGUGUGUCAUCCAUAACUUCCCAAGGCCAUGACAGUUGAUAUGCCUAAUCGGGUCCAACCGUGCCCUUUUGAGAAAGGGCAAGAUAGCUGGGUGGAAUGGGAGCACAUUGGUCGUACCCCUGUAGCGGAUUAUUGUUUGUACCUCCUAGGGAAAAUUUACACGUUAAUUAUUAUAUAUUAGUAAGGGUUUAUUCCUUAUAACUAAAUUAAUAAUAAUUUAAAGAGAUACAUACAUAUUAUCAUAAAACAAACAUCCUAAAUUAAUUAACAUAAUAACAUUCU
Linum trigynum is the source of this 1857-nucleotide messenger RNA. Lineage: Eukaryota; Viridiplantae; Streptophyta; Magnoliopsida; Malpighiales; Linaceae. The record is from the annotation of a GenBank genome assembly.